AUGCCUCUCAUAGCAGAUGAUCUCAGUCCCAUUAGUGAAGACUUCUCUGUGUUCUCCGAGUCCGCUUCCUUUGAUGACGAAGAAUUUUCGCAGGAGAAUGAAACCAUAACGCCAAUUGCCAUAAUUGGCUUUGCCUUCCGAGGUCCUGGGGACGCAACGUCGUCAGAGGCGUUUUGGGAUCUUCUCAACGAGAAGCGCACUGCAGCUUCCGACUAUCCAUCUGAGAGACUCAAUCUAGAUGCGUUCUAUAGGGAUGGAGAGAGGAGGGUGGGAGAGCUUCCUCUAAAACAGUCACACUUCGUCAAAGAUGAUAUCCGUGCAUUCGAUGCAGGCUUCUUUAGCAUAUCUCCCGCAGAAGCGUCCGCAAUGGACCCAAUGCAACGCAUUUUACUGGAGACAGCAUAUCAAGGGUUUGAAAAUGCUGGAAUACCUCUCAGUGCGCUCCUUGGAUCAAACACCUCAGUAUACACGGGAAGUUUUACGACAGACUACCAAGCCCAAUUGACGAAAGAUCCUGCAACUAUUCCAACAUACGGAGCCACAGGCGGAAGUGCAUCUAUCCUCGCCAACCGAAUCAGCUGGUUCUUUGACCUCAAGGGACCCAGUGUAAAUCUUGACUCAGCAUGCUCGAGCUCAGGGAUGGCUUUAGAUCUUGCGUGCGAGAAUCUACGAAACGGGAAUACUAACAUGAGUCUCGUCGGAGGCUGCAAUCUCUGCUUCUCCCCAGAAUACUUCACCAUGCUCACAAACCUAAAAAUGCUUUCUGACGAUGGACGCUGCUUCAGCUUUGAUUCCCGGGCAAACGGUUACGCGAGAGGCGAAGGCUUCGGCACCGUAGUCCUCAAGCGACUUGACGACGCAAUCGCUAACGGGGAUACCAUUCGAGCGGUGAUUCGCUCGACUGGAUGCAAUCAUGGUGGUCGAAUGCCUGGAAUCACGCAGCCGAGCAAGUUCGCACAAGAGGCUUUGGUUCGCGAAACGUAUAGGAAGGCCGCUCUUUCGAUGAAGCCUACAAGAUUUUGUGAAACGCAUGGGACUGGCACUGCGUUGGGGGACCCGAUCGAAUCUAUGGCUCUGGGAAGGGCUUUCAAGGAGUCGAGGACUAAUUCUGAUCCCUUGAUACUGGGUGCGGUGAAAAGUAAUAUCGGCCAUCUUGAAGGAGCCAGCGGAAUCGCAGGCCUCAUCAAGACUGUGCUAGUUCUCGAAAGCGGGUACAUUCCACCAAACGCCAAUUUCGAGAAAUUGAACCCCAAGAUCGAUCCCGAAUAUCUCAGCAUAAAGAUCCCUCAGGAGAUAAUGAGAUGGCCCAGCAACGGACUGCGAAGAGCAUCUGUCAACUCCUUCGGAUUUGGCGGUGCAAACAGCCAUGUCAUUCUGGAUGAUGCCUAUAAUUUCCUCCGACUGAGAAAUCUGCACGGAAAACAUCAAACACGUUCUUUCCAGAGUGCAGAGAAUGAUCGCCCUGAGCCUCUAUCUCGCGCCGAUUCGUUCAUGUCCGGUGGCAGCGAUCGCACAGAUUUCUAUGAUGGGCUCACUAGAAAGGUGAUUACACCGAAGAUCCUCUUCUUCUCAGCAAACACCAAGGAUGGGCUUAAGCGUGUGCUUGAUACUUACAGCGACCAUUUAAACCGCGAUCGCAAAGACAAAGACUCUAUUUCCGUCGAGGAUCUAGCAUAUACACUGGACAGUCGACGGUCACAUCUCCGAUGGAGAUCAUAUGUAUCCGUUGCUUCGGAUGAUGAUCUGAAGCGUAUUUCCUCAUUAGCUUCAAUGCCAGCGGAGAGCAAGGCGAAGCCACCCCGAAUAGGUUUUGUUUUCACAGGGCAAGGGGCACAGUGGUUUGGCAUGGGUCGAGAACUGAUGGUGUACCCAGCAUUUAGAGCCAGUGUUAAGAAGUCAGAUAUGCACCUUUUCAAGACAGGUUGCCCUUGGCUGGCUACUAGCCUAAUCGAUGGUAAUGUCAUCAAAAUGGUGGAUAUUAAUGAUACUGUCAUCAGUCAAACACUGUGCACCAUCGUUCAGAUAGGAAUUGUCGAUCUUCUUGCUCAUUUCAGAGUAACAGCAUCCGCGGUUGCGGGGCAUUCUUCCGGAGAGAUUGCUGCUGCAUACUGUUCUGGAGCCAUUACUCGAAAGACAGCGAUCGAGCUGGCUUACCAUCGCGGGUACUAUGCUAGUACGUUGUCGGCGCGUAGUCCUGAGCGAGGCGGCAUGAUUGCCCUUGGAAUAUCAGGUUCAGAAGCGCAGCCUUUCAUCGAUCAAGUGAAAGCCAAAUUCAGUGGUCCUUGGUUUCUGCACGUCGCGUGCUACAAUAGUCCCAAGAGUAUCACAGUAUCAGGUCCGCAGGAUCAAAUCCACGAGUUGAAAGUAUUUCUGGAUGCCGCCAGUGUCUUCAACCGUGUGCUGAGUGUUCCGGUCGCGUAUCACUCGCCUCAGAUGGAGAUCAUCGCCGCCGAUUACCGCGAUGCCAUCGGCGCCAUACCAGAGGCGAAAAUGUCGAUUCCUAUGAUAUCCUCAGUCAGUGGCACGCGAGCAGACGCAAAAUCUCUCCAAACCGCCGAAUACUGGGUCAAAAACAUGGUGUCGCCCGUUCGAUUCUCCGAAGCUCUACAAUACCUGACGAAGACAUCGCCAAAGUCCGUCACAAAGAAGCUUGACAGAAGCCACCUGCUCACGGCGGCGGUAGACAUGCUCAUCGAGAUUGGACCACAUUCAGCACUCAAAGGCUCCAUCAAGGAUUCCUUGAAGGAAAGCUCUCGCGGGUCCGAAAUUGAAUACUGCCAUUCGCUCCUACGAAACAAGUCGGGCGUUGAGACUAUACAGCAUCUCGUCUCAUUUCUGCACUGUCGGGGCUCUGAUGUUGACUUGAGGCGGUUGAACGAUCCCAUGGAUGUGCCACGGUCGUUACUCAUCAAUCUUCCCGCAUAUCCAUUUGAUAGAUCACAGCACUAUUGGUACGAAAGUCGGAUAGGCAAGGAUUUCAAGUUCCGCUCGCAUGGAUACCAAGAGUUCUUGGGAACGCAGGCUUUGGGCUGGUCACCGCUGGCACCGCAGUGGAGACUUUUCAUUCGAACCAAGGAGCUUCCAUGGGUAGAGGACCAUAAGAUCAAUGGCGCUACACCAUAUCCCGCCUCGGGAAUGCUAGUGAUGGCUGCAGAAGCUGCCACCCAACUCACAGAGUCUCUAGGUGAGAUCGAAGGCUACGAAUACGGCGACACUCGAUUCUCCGCCGCGAUCAACAUCCCCGCGAGUGGUAACAUCGAAGUACGAAUCGCCCUCCACCCAUCGGAAGCUCACAAGAACUCCUUCGCAUUCACCAUAAGCAGCGUUACGGACGAAACCAACUGGGUCGAAAACUGCACGGGCGACAUCACCGUAUACCUCAAAGCCGACCACUCCCAGACCCUAGAUUUCGCCAACGACACAGCUAUCAACUACGACACCCUCGUGCGCGAGCUCGACCAUGAGCUUUCUGGCAACGAAUUCUACAACUUCCUGUGGCAGAUGGGCUACGGCUACGGCCCUGCAUUCCAAAAGCUCGAGAAGAUCCAAUACGACUCGAGCCACCACCGCGCACUGGCGCAAAUGCAUCCGUACCGCUCAUCCAUAAGCAAGAACUCGAUCGUGCACCCCGCAACGCUGGACGCGAUCCUGCAUCUGCGGUUCGCGAACCUAUUCGACGCGGGGACGAAUCCGGUGGGCACGUUCGUGCCGACGAAGUUCGACUCGCUUUGGAUUGACAGGCAUGGCUUGAACCACCCAGAUGAGUACUUGAAUGUCGCCACGGUGAGUCAUGAGAGCUCAUUCAGACAUGCGAGGAGCUCCGCGAAGGUAUUCAACCAGGCGGGCGAUAGGACGCUGCUUCGAGCUGAGGGCAUCGAGUUGACGCUCGUGGCUGGGGCUGCGAAGAAAGCGGAGCCGGCUGCUGGGAGCGAACACUCGUUGAAGUGUAUACACAUGGAAGUUGAUCCGGACUUGCAUGACGCGGAGCAAAUGCGAGCGUAUCUAGAGGAGAUGCAUCCCAAAGAGGAUACAUCCGCAGAGACGCAUGACCUGUUCCGCAGAUACAUACAGCAUUGCUUGAAGCACACUCAACAGCAUUUCUCCAGCACGGGACUCUGGCCAACAUCUCCACGCACACAAGCUUACAUGAAGUGGGCACAAAGCCAAAUCGACUCUACGGGCAUCCUAUCAGACACAGACCUUGAAACCAUACGCGUCCAAGUCUCGCAACUAGGCGCUAAAGGACAGCUAAUCGCACACAUUGGCCAGAACCUCACUGAAGCCCUUCUCAAUCAAUCAUCACCCCGACAAACACUGAACGGCAAUGACAACCUCGUAGACGCGUACUAUCACGGACAAGCCUCGACAAAAUCCUACUACAAGCAACUUUUCAAAUACAUCGAGCUUCUCGCACACAAGACGCCCGAUAUGAAGAUCCUCGAAAUCAGAGGCGGCAACGUGUCUCUCACGCCGUUCAUUCUCAAAGCUCUGAGUAGCAGCGAAACAGAGCCCAUGACACAGCUUCGCUGUUCGGAGUAUCACUUCACUGAUGUCGAUGGCGCGUCCGUUGAUAUCGCUCGGGGGGCCCUCAAGGCACUGAACAGUAAGCUUAAGUUCCAAGUUCUAGAUCCCGAGAUGGAUGUAGCGACGCAAGGGUUUGAAGGCGAGUCUUUCGAUCUCGUGAUUGAUGUUUCGCCGUCGAGCGUCACUAGAAGACAUGGCGGCAUGCUGUCGAAUGUUCGGAAGCUACUCAAGCCUGGGGGUAGACUACUUCUACGAGGUGCAUCUACACACGAUCUCGUGGAUAACUUCACUUGGGGUGUACUACCGCAGUGGUGGUCUGGCGACUCGGAUGACUGCUCCAACGAUCCAGAGCGAUCGAAUCAUACCCUCACCUCCAGCGGCUUCAGCGACACCAACCUCAUCCUCCACGAUCAUACCUCCCAUCAAGCCACCAUAGCCAUCACCCGCGCAAUCUCCCCCAACAACCCCAUCCCCAUCACCUCCCAGCCUCCCAUAACCAUCCUCAUCAGCGCCACCAGCACCGCCCAACACGCCCUCGCCACCACCCUACAAUCGCACCUCGCCCUCCAAACCCGGUCUCCAUGCACCGUCACCACUCUCUCCUCCUCCCUCUCCGCCUCCACUCUCUCCACUCACCGCAUAAUCUCCCUCCUCGACACCGUCACCCCCUUCUUCCCCAAUCUCAACGAACUCGACUACACCGCGCUCCAACGCCUCUUCAAACACGCCACCACCAUCCUGUGGGUAACCCACGGCGGCGGCGAAGCGUCCAACACUCCCGGGUACAAUAUGGUGCAAGGGUUCGCGCGGCCGAUUCGCGUGGAGCAUGCGGGGAUGAAGUUCACGACUCUUGCACUGGAGCCGAGCGGGGAGAUGACGGGGGAGCAGGCGGGCAUGAUGGUGAGGGUGUUGGAGGCGGUGGAGAGGGCGGAGGCGUACGAGCAUGAUUAUACCGUGAAGAAGGGGCGGGUUUAUGUGGAGAGGAUGGUUGAGACGGGGAGUUUGACGGGGGAGUUUUUGGCGCGCAUGGCGAGAGAUCGACCUGUGGAGCGGAGACUCGGAGAGCUGCCGCCAAUGAAGCUGGGCAUCGGGACCAGAAGCCAGUUGGAUACGCUUGAGUUUGUAGUUGAUGAUGGGGGGAAGGAGGAGAUUAUGGGUGGUGAGGUUGAGGUCAAGGUGGCGGCUGUAGGGUUGGAUGCUCUCGAUCACUCUGUGGCGACAGGUCGCUCUGACGAGAGCAAUUUUGGUCGAGUAUGCGCUGGUGUCGUCACUUCAGUCCAUCAAGAAUGUGAUUUCGAAGUCGGUCAGAGGGUGUUGAUACACGGUCGAGGGCAUUGCAGCACUCACGUCCGAGCAUCGCAUCAAUUCGUCAUCCCACUGCCUGACGACGUCUCCUUCGAGCAAGCAUGCGCUAUCCCACACAACCUCAUAACAGCAUCCUAUGCCAUACACGAGUUGGCAAAGCUGGUGCGUGGGGACAUCAUUGUUCUCGACUGCGCGGGCUCCCUCCUCCAGGCUUCAUUAUCCAUCAGCCAUGCCCUAGGCCUCAGUGUCUUCGUGCUCGCGAAAAACGACUCCGAUAAACUCUCCAUCGUCCAAGAGUACGACAUCCCCGUCGAGAAAGUCCUUGUCGUGAAUCCCACACUCAAGUACACAUUCAUGGCAUCCACAGGCGGCAGAGGCGCAGACGCGGUUCUCAGUACUCGCGCUAAUGCACCCAUUCUUGACGUCCUGUCACCUCUCGGUACAGUCGUCAACAUCGACGAUCCAGCCCGUCAAACGGCGCAAAUCAAUCCGGGGAUGACGGUCAUCAACCUCGACAUCGCGAUGCUCGCACGCGUCCGGCCUCACCUACUACGACCGGCGUGGGCGCGCGCACUGGAAUCCGCGGCGUCGUGGAAUGCGGGUGAGAUUACGACGUACACCGCAUCAAACGUGAAGGCUGCGUUUGAAUUCAUUUCGACUGCGAAGUUGUCGCGUAAUGUCGUUCUGCGAUUCGAUCCAGAAGACGUGAUACAGACAAAACUCCCACCAAAACACACGUACUCGCUCGUCCGUGAUGCCACAUACCUCGUCACAGGCGCCUUCGGAGGCCUAGGCCGCAGCGCAGUGCGCUGGCUCGCCAUGAAGGGCGCGACGAACCUCCUCCUGCUCUCACGCUCCGGCGCUCGGAGCGACGAGGCGAAACAGCUUGUCGCUGAGCUGGAAGCGCAGGGCGUACGGGUAGCAGCACCGGCAUGCGACGUUGCCAACGGGGACGACGUACGGCGCGUGAUCGCUGCUGCUGGAGCCUCGAUGCCCGCUGUGCGCGGGUGUCUGCAUCUCGCGGUGUCAGGAAGGGACCUCGUCUUCGAAACAAUGCCCUACGCCUCAUGGCAGACCCGCAUGGCCGCCAAAGUCCAUGGCACGCUCCACCUGCACACGCACCUCCCAUCCUCCCUCGACUUCUUCGGCAUGACGUCCUCCGUCGGCGCCAUCACUGCCAUGAUCUCCAUGUCCGCCUACGCGGCCGCGAACUCCUUUCUCGACGACUUCUCGCGACACAUCAACCGCCGCAGCGGGGGCAAGACGAAGGCUUUUUCGAUCAGCUACGGCCCUGCGGAGGACAUCGGGAUGUUGGAGGGUCAGGGGGAGAUGUUUGAGAGGUUAAUGAGGUUUGGGCAGUACGUUGCGGUGUCGGAUAGGGAGUUGUUGGCGUUUUUGGAGUACUAUUGCGAUCCGGGGUUGAAGAUGGGCGGCUUGGAGGAGGAGCAUGCGAGGCCGGUCGUGGGGAUUCAGACGCCGGGGCAGAUGCUGGCGAGGGGGUUGGAGUUGCCGGUUGGGUUCAGGGCGCCGUUUUGGAAUAAUUUGCUGGAGGUUGGUGAUGGGGAUGAGGGUUCAGGGGCGGAGAAGAGUAAUGGGGGAGUGGUGUCGUCUUCGGAGACGGUGAAGAUGAGGCUGGGUAAGGCGGCGUCGGAUGAAGAGGCUCAUGGGAUUGCGGCGGAGGCGUUGGUUAAGCGUGUUGCGAGGAUCACGUCUAUGGCGGAGGAUAACAUCGACGUCGCGCAGCCGAUUCAUACGUUUGGGAUCGACUCUUUGACGGCGGUGGAGUUGAGGAAUUGGAUCGCGGGUGCUUUUGAGUAUAACAUUGCUGUUUUCGACAUCUUGAGCUCGGCGACAGUGGAUGGGGUCGUCAAGGCGAUUGUGAGGGAGGUGCGGCAGUGA
Aaosphaeria arxii CBS 175.79 is the source of this 7728-nucleotide messenger RNA. RefSeq lists its product as uncharacterized. Gene Ontology annotation, biological process: secondary metabolite biosynthetic process; fatty acid biosynthetic process. The record is from RefSeq and is a predicted model, not a curated record. Gene Ontology annotation, molecular function: 3-oxoacyl-[acyl-carrier-protein] synthase activity; phosphopantetheine binding; oxidoreductase activity. The transcript is spliced from 11 exons. The coding region runs from base 1 to 7728 and encodes 2575 amino acids. Lineage: Eukaryota; Fungi; Ascomycota; Dothideomycetes; Pleosporales.